UUGUAUAUAAAAAGGACCGCAUCGUUCAUUGUAAGUAAUACGGAGAAGAGUCUAAAGAAAGUAAACGACAAAUAAACUAUCAGUAGAUUAACAAUGAAGUUGGUCGGAGCAGUUUCAGUGCUACUUGCCCUGCUAUGUGUUGACGGAGUUCUUAUAACAAGUCACCUGAUCGAAAUAGACCAUUAUGGUCGAAAGGUUUCUAUGGAUGUCACACGUGAUACAGAGAGGAAUACAGUUCUAACUGUGAUCGGAGACGUUUCCAUGUACAAGAACGGAAGGCAUAGCGUAAAUCUGCACGAUUUCAACACGAAUUACGGUGUUCUGAAAGAUAUCAACAAGAAAAUGUGUCUCCUGGCGGAAUCUACACUAAAGCAACCAACAGAGGACAUGUACAAAGUGGGUCUGACGUAUAACGUCAAACAUCACGAGUUAGACAUAAACGAAGAAGAAAUGACGAAGGAGGAAGUCUUGGAACUUGCUGGUGAAAACAUAGCUUCUUUCUGUGCCGAUUAUAACACUUACUUGGCAACAGUCAAACCGGCCAAGACCUGGCCACACGCAAGGAAGAUGUCAGCAGCGGCACAAAGCACAUAUUGGUGUGUGUUCUCCUCAUGUAAAGCAGAUACGUUAUCUCUGUAGUAUGCAGACAUUCUUAAAAAUGUUAAAGAUGACAAACUCUAUAUUUCUCUACAUCUAACUAUUCAAAACUGUAAUUAUUGAAGAAUGCAUCUUAAAAAUUUGUUCAUUUCUUUUUUAGUUGUGUUGUGUUGAUGAAAUUCAUUUUUAAAAAAAUAAACAUUAAGUUAAUAAAAAAUAUAAAAAAAUGUUAAUUUGUAACAACAAUGUUAUGGAAUUAUUUUGUCUUACCAAAUAAAAGUACUCUAUCUUUCAAAA
Messenger RNA from Ruditapes philippinarum (Manila clam), 894 nucleotides. RefSeq lists its product as uncharacterized. The record is from RefSeq and is a predicted model, not a curated record. NCBI's taxonomy places the organism in Eukaryota, Metazoa, Mollusca, Bivalvia, Venerida, Veneridae. Bases 94 to 639 code for a protein of 181 amino acids. The transcript has 6 exons.